This is a messenger RNA of Somion occarium, 1705 nucleotides long. The record is from the annotation of a GenBank genome assembly. NCBI's taxonomy places the organism in Eukaryota, Fungi, Basidiomycota, Agaricomycetes, Polyporales, Cerrenaceae.
GCAUUCGACUUCCGAACCAAUGGGUCGCAGCAGACUUGCAGCAGACAAAGUCCACAUCUCUUACACAAUUGACUAUCUCGUUCAUGUUUCGGUCGCACAAAGUUUUGUAUAGAAUGACACUGAGAGAUGAUUCAAUUAUGGUGGCGACGGUCUGGACUCAUUUCAAUUGAGACCGCGAACCAGUGGCAUUGGCAUUGGUCAUCUCGAGUGCGGUCAGCCUCAUUGCUCGUCAUUCUCUUUUCUGCAGGAAUUUUUGGAUUCGUUUCACAUCUUUCUUCUGACUUCGGCACAUUUCAGCCUUUUCCACCAGGUAACCUCGACAGCAUUCAAGUCUAUACUUCAAAAACCUAUUUUGCUUUUUGCCUCACUCAUCCGCCGGCAUGUCAGCGUCUCUUAGGUCCCGUCGCGCUUCAUGUCCUGCGCUUCCUCAGCGUGCCAUGAUGCCAAUGACACUCUUUUCUCAAUUCACGGGGUCUUCCACCGUUUCCGCUACUCAGGCUUGCAAGACUGCCCCUCAUGAAGUCGACAUUAUAAAUUCAGAAUCGAUGGGUUUGGCAAUCCAGGACGGCUUCAACUCUGAGGUUAAUAGAGUCAUUGCAGACCUCUGUGAUCGCCCCCUCUACACGGCUUCUCCAGGGCUCGUAUCAUUGAUUAACCUCGCCGACCUAUCGCUCGAUCCUUCUUCCUCGCCAGCGACUACUAGCCAGCCAUCACCCAUCCUUGAUUUAUCGAAUUCGGAUAUGUCCAGUCCCACACUUGUGCACACGCCUCUUUAUAUCACGACUCGUCGCAAUCAGAAUCCCUCUCAGAGCUCUUCCGCUACACUUAUGGUUGGAUUAGGCAUUCAGGGUUUAUUCAAGGAGGACGGGACAAUUUUCGACGGCCUAGGUUUUCUAUCAUAUCGUGACCAUGCGGAUUACGACCCUGUCCUUGCUAUGUUAUCUCCGGAUAAUCUGCUGGACAAGGGCCUUUCAACAAAUGCCGUCGGCCGAGACAGAACCAAAGUUGACUGGUGGGGAUGGGUGACAGAGCGAGACACCAGUUUUGACGCAAGCGUAUACGCAUUUAAAAUGCCGCAGAUGUCGCAACAGCGCUCUCAGAAAGCUGCGUCCGCCAACACGGUAGCCCGCCAUGCUCGGCACCGUUUCACCUUCUCAGAUGUGUCACCUCCCCGCUUCGACAACCUUCCCCAAUCAGGCCCGUCGAAUUUAAUCCUUUCCGAGCAGCCGUUGACACCUAGCGUGAAUGUCGGUCACGGUGCCACUCUUGACAACUCAACUUCACCAAGUCGACGCCUACAUCAAAAAAUAACCCGGAAAUCUGCCAAACAAUCGGCCGUAGUUCCAUUUAUCCCGAACCAGGAUGAUGUUUUCUACGACGGCACUGCCUCCUUGGUCUUCCCAACAAAGUCGGAUGGGACAAAAAUGUGCUCGAUAAAGGACGUAGCCGACCGAGCUGAAAGUGGAAUGACAUGGAGACUCAACGAGUUGCCUCCCGUGACACGAUGAACGCGGAGGCAUUCAGCUCAGAAUAGCUAUAGGGCUACAGAGCUCACUGACCUUGUAUCAAUGAUCCAAUUGCAAACACCUAGAAUUACACUGCUGAUAUAUCGUAGAAAGGGAUAUGUGUGACAGUACACUACUCGGAAAUAGAUCAGGUACAACUUUCCUGCUUACGAGGAGAAUAAAGGCAAAAGAAGUGAACG